Molecule: messenger RNA, 2548 nt
Organism: Cryptomeria japonica (Japanese cedar)
Lineage: Eukaryota; Viridiplantae; Streptophyta; Pinopsida; Cupressales; Cupressaceae
Product: pentatricopeptide repeat-containing protein At1g09900
Exons: 1
Coding region: 93-2183 (696 amino acids)
Molecular function (GO): protein binding
Source: RefSeq, a predicted model, not a curated record
UCACUAUCCCAAGUAAGCUUACAUCAAACAUAAACCAUUCGUAAAAUUGCGAAUGCUAAUGCUCUCUACCGGCUUAUCGGGAGUGGUAGCGGAUGAGGGAGAAGCGUCUUGAGAGCACAGCCACAACAAUGCCUUCUGCAAUCCUGCAUCAUCACAAUCCGCUUCUGCGGUCUUCACCCCAACCACAUAUCAGUAAUAAUCCCAAACCUUAUAUUCGACAUUCCAAGCUCGUUAAAUCUCUUCAUUCCUCCUCCAUUUUUAGGCUUACUACAUCAAUGCCCAGCACCACACCCAAUCCAAAAGCAAAUCCUAUCGCUACAUCAGACGACCUGCUUAGCCUUCUGAAGGGACAAAAAGACUCUCGGAAGGCCCUGCAAAUCCUUCAACGGGCGACGAAACAAUCAGCUGAUAGUUUGCCGCCUUACGCGUACGAAUUGAUGAUCCGCCGUCUGGGGUUUGGCGGGCAUUUCUGGCAAAUGCGAGAGGUUUUUAGGUUAAUGAGCCCUCCCACUGAAGAAGCGUUUUUGGGAAUGAUAAAUAGCUACGCCAAUCACCUACUGCUGGACGAGGCCCUCCUAGUGUUGAAAGAAAUGGAGGUAACAGACAUUCCGCUGACCACCAAAUGCUACAAUUUUAUGUUCAAUUUGAUUGUAGAUUUGAAUAAGCUUAAUUUGUUGGGGCCACUGUAUUCACAAAUGACCUCUGCUGGGGUAAAACCUGAUGUUAAGACAUUCAAUUUAUUGAUCAAGGCCCUAUGCAACGAUAACAAGUUCGAUUCUGCCUUGAGUUUGUUGAAGCAGAUGUCAUCUCACCAUGGGUUGGUCCCUAAUGAUGUCACCUAUACAACACUUAUGAAUGGGCUAGUUAAGAAUUACGGGAUUGAUGAGGCCUUGGAAAAUUGGAAGCUAUGGGAGUUAAAUGGGCACAUUCCUAGCACCAUGAUGUUUGCCUUAUGCCAGACGGGUAAGGUGGAGGAGGCCAUCGAACUUCUGGAGGAGAAAUGUGAAAGUGGCCUCUUCCCUAAUUCUGAUACUUUCAAUAUGAUUGUCAAUGGGUUCUUCGAGAAGGGCAAAUUGUAUGAGGCUGCCAUGAUUCUGGAGGGGAUGUGCGCAACUGGUUUCUCCCCUAAUAUUGCGACUUUCAAUACCAUCGCCCAUCAUUUCUGCAAAGCCAAAGAGGCCGAAAAGGCAGCCCAUUUGUUUGAAAGAAUGGUGGAGAAGGGCUUCAAACCUAAUGUUGUCACAUAUACUACUCUGAUUUCAGGUUUGUGCAGGACAGGUCAAAUGGGUUCUGCAUUGCGUUUGUUGAAGCAGAUGGCGUCAGACCAUGAUUUGACUGUUAGUAAAGAAACAUAUUCACGUCUUAUAAGAAUGUUUUUAAAGCAGGAUGAGGUGAAGGGGGCCUUGGAAGUAUUGAAGGAAAUGAAUUCAAAUGGAUGGGUUCUUAGAAACAUACAUUACAAUGAUUUGCUACAUUGGUACUUUAAGCGUGGUAGGAUGGAAAUGGCCAGCAGGCUUCUGGAGGGGAUGAGUGAAAUUGGGUUGUGCCCGGAUACUACGACUUUCAAUAUACUAAUCAAUGGUUUCUGCAGGAAGGGCUGGGUGUCGGAGGCCACCAGACUUCUGGAGGAGAUGUCUAGAUCUGGGUUCUGCCCUGAUAUUGUGACGAUAAACACAAUUAUAAAUGGAUUCUGUAUAACCAGAAAGGCAGGCAAGGCAGCAGAUCUACUUGAGAAGAUGGUGGAGGAGGGCUUCAAACCUAAUGUUGUUACAUAUAAUACUCUAAUAGCAGGCCUGUGUAAUAUGGGAAAGUACAAAGAGGCAAGAAGGCUUCUGAAUGAAAUGAUUGUGAGAAACUUUGUUCCAAGUGUAACUACUUAUAAUUAUUUGAUCCAUGCAGAAUUAGAGCAAGGGGGAAUGGAUAAAGCUAUUGAUCUUCUCAAUGAGCUGCUUAGAAAGGGGAUUAGGCCUAAUGGUUGUACUCAUAGGACCUUAUUGCAUUCACUCUGCAAAGGUUGCAGCCUCGAUGAUUCUAUAAAGUUGAUAGACAAGAUGCUUGCAAAGGAAUGCAUUCCAAUCAGCAUCGCUUACGAGCUACUGAAGAAGAGGCUCUUUAUGGAGGGUACAGUAAAUCAAGAAUACAAGGCUCGAAAGAAAUUUAGGCCGGGGGAAGCUAUGUUCUAAUUAUUCAAAUAUUACCGGCUAAUUAUUCAAAUAUUACCGGCGAUGGAACAUGCGAACUCAUUACCUUCCUAUACCUGGUUAUAAGAAAGUGUCAUUUCUUUGACCAAUUCUGGCCUACAACAGACAUCUGGCCAAACCAGGAAAGAACAUAAAAAAAUCAAGACUUAUCGUCCACCAUCCAGUAAGGAUUUCAACACGUUUAGAAGAGUCCCGGUUUUGAAAGUUGCUCCUAAUUCUCAAUUAAAAUGGAUUUCUGUUCAAUUAGUUUCCUGUUCAGUUUUCUCACAGAUUUUCUGGCUGUGUAUUUUAUAAUUUUUUUAACUGAACAAUUUAACCUGAUGAAACGGAGAAAAUGUUAGAAUUGA